Molecule: messenger RNA, 4791 nt
Organism: Sorex araneus (European shrew)
Lineage: Eukaryota; Metazoa; Chordata; Mammalia; Eulipotyphla; Soricidae
Gene: WDR75
Product: WD repeat domain 75
Exons: 21
Coding region: 2-2494 (830 amino acids)
Biological process (GO): positive regulation of transcription by RNA polymerase I; positive regulation of rRNA processing
Cellular component (GO): nucleolus
Molecular function (GO): RNA binding; protein binding
Source: RefSeq, a predicted model, not a curated record
GAUGGUGGAGGAGGAGAGUGUCCGCGUGGUUCGGUGCGGCGGCAGCCAGUUGAACUUUAGGAGAGCGGUGUUCUCUGUGGAUUCAAAGUAUAUCUUUUGUGUUUCUGGAGACUUUGUUAAGGUUUAUAGCACAACUACAGAAGAAUGUGUGCACAUACUGCAAGGACACAGAGAUGUUGUGACUGGAAUCCAUCUCAACCCCAACAAUCAUUUGCAGUUGUAUUCUUGUUCCUUUGAUGGCACAAUUAAACUGUGGGACUACGUAGAUGGCAUUUUAAUAAAGACUUUCAUUAUUGGACAGAACCUUCAUGCCCUCUUUGCCCUUGCCCAAGUGGAAGAUUCUGUUUUUGUUAUUAUAAGCCAUGACAAACCAGAUCUUUUUCAGCUGGUUUCAGUGAAAUUGCCAAAAUCAGCAAGCCAGGAAAUUGAAGCUAAGGAGGUCUCCGUUGUUUUGGAUUACAUUAACCAGUCACCAAAGUGCACUGCCUUCGGAAAUGAGGGAGAAUAUGUUGCUGCAGUACGAGACUUUUACUUAUCUGUUUAUUUUUUCAAAAAGAAAAAAACAUCAAGGUUUACUUUAUCAUCAUCAAGAAAUAAGAAGCAUUCUAAGAAUAAUUUUACAUGUGUAGUCUGCCACCCAAAAGAAGACUGCAUAGCAACUGGUCACAAGGAUGGCAAAAUUCGUCUUUGGAGGAAUUUUGAUGAUGAUAAGAAUUACACAUAUACCACCUUACAUUGGCACCAUGAUAUGGUUAUGGAUUUAGCUUUUUCAGUAACGGGCAGCAGUCUGCUGAGUGGUGGUCGUGAAUCUGUCCUUGUGGAGUGGCGAGAUGUGACAGAAAAGAACAAGGAGUUUCUUCCCCGUUUAGGAGCAACUAUUGAACACAUCUCAGUCUCCCCAGCAGGGGAUUUGUUCUGUACUUCUCAUUCUGACAAUAAGAUAAUCAUCAUUCAUCGAAACCUUGAGGUUUCUGCAGUGAUUCAAGGUCUAGUGAAAGAUAGAAGUAUUUUAACUGGUUUGAUGAUUGAUCCAAGAACUAAAGCUUUGGUUUUAAAUGGAAAACCCGGCCACUUGCAGUUUUAUUCUCUCCAAAAUGACAAACAGUUGUACAAUUUAGAUAUUAUACAGCAAGAAUAUAUCAAUGACUAUGGUCUAAUCCAAAUUGAGCUAACGAAGGCUGCAUUUGGCUGUUAUGGUAGCUGGCUUGCAACCGUGGAACAACGUCAAGAAAAGGAAACUGAGCUUGAAUUGCAAAUGAAACUGUGGAACUAUAACAAGAAAACACAAGGGUUUGUUCUUAAUACAAAGAUUAGCAUGCCACAUGAGGACUGCAUUACAGCUCUCUGUUUCUGUAAUGCAGAAAAAUUGGAAACCCCCACCUUAGUUACAGCAAGUAAAGAUGGUAACUUCAAAGUAUGGAUACUGACAGACGACUCUGAUAUAUACAAAAAUGCUGUUGGCUGGACCUGUGACUUUGUGGGUAGCUAUCACAAAUACCAAGCAACCAAUUGCUGUUUCUCAGAAGAUGACUCUUUACUAGCAGUUAGUUUUGAAGAAAUAGUUACAAUAUGGGAUUCAGAGACAUGGGAGCUUAAAUGUACAUUUUGUCAACGAGCUGGGAAAAUAAGGCACCUUUGCUUUGGGAGAUUGACUUGUUCAAAGUACCUUCUUGGUGCUACUGAAAGUGGCAUUCUUUGCUGUUGGAAUCUGCUCAGUUGUGCAUUGGAAUGGAGUGCAAAGUUAAACAUUAGAGUCAUGGAGCCGGAUCCUAAUUCAGAGAAUAUUGCGGCAAUCUCGAAGUCCUCAGUGGGUUCAGACUUGUUUGUAUUUAAGCCUAGUGAACCAAGGCCAUUGUAUAUUCAAAAGAAUAUCUCUAGAGAGGAAGUUCAGUGGGGAGUGUUUGUUCCACGUGAUGUUCCUGAAUCUUUUACCUCAGAAGCUUACCAAUGGCUAAACAGAUCACAGUUUUACUUCCUGACAAGAUCACAGAGUUUGUUGACAUUCAGUACAAAGUCUCCAGAAGAGAAACUGACACCAACUAGCAAACAGCUACAAGCAGAGGAAAGUCUUCCAACGACCCCAUUCUAUUUUAUAUUGGGAAAGCACAGGCAGCAGCAGGAGGAGAAAUUAAAUGACACUUUGGAGAAUCAACUAGUACAGCUACCUUUAACAGAAAAUGUACCUGCAAUUAGUGAGCUUCUCCACACUCCUGCGCAUGUGUUGCCGUCAGCCUCUUUCCUGUGUUCCAUGUUUGUUAAUUCAUUGCUGCUAUCUGAGGAGCCCAAGAGUGUUGAAGAAAUGUCUGGUGACAUAGACAUGGAUGAAGAAAAAGAAAGUGAUGAUUCUGAUGAGGAAAAUUAUUUUACUGAAAAUGUUCAGGACACAGAAAACACAGACUUGAGAGAAGACAUUAUACAUCAGUUGUCAAAAUCUGAAGAAAAAGAACUGAGAAAACUCAGGAAAGUAGACUAUAGCUGGAUUGCUGCUAUUUAAAACUAGGGGAUGGGAGAGGGGUUGUUGCACUUUUUAUUGUAUAUUGAUACUCCAGAAACAUCUAUUUUAAAGUUACUUCUUUUCUUAAAAUAUUAAAUGGCUUUACUUUUCUUAAAUAACUGGUAAUAUAAAGCUAUAUUCUCACCGUGCUUUGUGUUUUCUGGGUGCACAUUCACAAUUACAUCACCUCAUUUUCAUUUUGAGUCACAUAUCAGCCUUAUUAAGUCACUAUUUCCUUCUCAGGUGAGACAGCUUGUGUUCCUUUGCCUGAAAUUUGGAGAUAGAGACUUGCUGAUUAAAUUUAACAUUGAAAUUUUAUUUAGUUGCUGAACAUUAGUUAAAUUUAUAUGAGCCCUUGUAGUUGUUGACUUCUGUUAAAUGAUCUUUUCUUGUUUUCCCUAAUAUAUCCCACUAAAAUGUGAAAAAUGGUAUUUCACUAAAAUGUGAAAAAUGCUAAAUUUAAGUCAUCUGGUCCUUAGCCUUUUUUUCAGAGAAGGGCUUACCUACAAUAUUUAUUUUUAAAAUUCAUGAUAAUCUUGGAAGAUGUCAUAAAUAGCCAGUGUUAUAAUUAAGUAUGUUGAGUGAAAGAACUGCUUUUUAAAAUUUUUUUUUAUUGAAUCACCAUGAGAUACAGUUGCAAAGCUUUCUAAUGAUUCAGUUUCAGUCAUACAAUUAUCAAGUACCUCCACCAGUAUUGCAUUUUCCACCACCAAUGUCCCCAGUAUCCCUCCUACCAUCCCCAGCCCAUCCUAUCUUCCACCUCUGUGGCAAGUACCUUCCUUCUUUCUCUCUACUUUUGAGCAAUAUGGUUUGCAAUACAUAUACUAAGAGGCCAUCAUGUUUGGUCCUUUAUCUACUUUCAGCACACAUUUCCCAUGCCAAGUGAUCCCUCCAACCAUCAUUGACUUAGUGAUCCUUUUUCUAUCCAAAUUACCUUCUCCGCCAGCACAUGAGGCAGGCUUCCAAAUCAUGGAGCAAUCCUCCUGGUUUUUGUCUCUACGUCCUUGGGUGUUAGUUUCAUAUUAUGUUAUUUUCCACAAAUUAGUGCAGUCAUUCUAUGUCUGUCCCUCUUUUUUUUUUUUUUGGGGGGGGGGUUUUGGGUCAAACCCGGCGAUGCUCAGGGGUUACUCCUGGCUCUGCACUCAGGAAUUACUCCUGGCAGUGCCCAGGGGACCAUAUGGGAUGCUGGGAUUUGAACCCGGGUCGGCCGCGUGUAAGGCAAACGCCCUACCCUCUGUGCCAUCACUCCAACCCCUAUGUCUGUCCCUCUUGUUGUGACUCAUUUCACUUAGCUUCAUACUCUCCAUGUCCAUCCACUUAUUAGCAGAUUUCCUGACUUCAUCCUUUCUAACACAGCUGCAUAGUAUUCCGUUGUGUAGAUGUACCGUAGUGAAAGAACUGCUUUUAAAUCAUUGUUGCAUUGCUGGUUGAAAAGAAUCCAAAUCCGUGUAUUAUGUUAAAGUAGUGUGUUAAAGUUCUCAAAUACAAAAAUAAUAUAAAAAUUAACAUCAAAAAAGUUAAGUAUGCAAAUCAUAAGAACACAUCUAAACAUAUAUUCACAAUUGUUACAGAUGGUAUUUUUGUGUUCGAGUGACUAUUCAAGUAAGGUCUCUGCAGUUUCUUAAAUAACAGCUGGAUGGGAAGACUGUAAGAUUCUCUCAUUUAAAAUACAUGAUUUGUUGGUUUUAAUGUCCUUAGAGAUAUGUACUAUCAUCACAAUUUUAGAACGUUUCAUCAUCUCAGAGCUCAAAAGAGUUGGGAAAAUGGUUCAAAAGUCAUUUGAGAGUCUCACUCCAAGCCCCAGCACUGUCCCAGCAUAGUCCCCCAAGCACUACUAGGUGUGGCCCAAAAAAGAAAGAAAGAAAGAAAGAAAACGAUGGAUUAGCAAUCACUUCCCAUUUCUCACAAUUUACCUUAAGUGACCACUAAGAUCUCUAUCUCUUCAGAUUUGCCUAUUCUGAACAUUAUAUAAGGAAUCCCUUAAUGUGUGUUGCCAUAAUACAUAUCAGUUGUUACUCAUUCCUUUUGCUUUCAUUUCUUAAAGGUGGAUACACUGAGUCACCUGAUAACUAAAUUUAAUCUCUUAAAAGAACCUUGACAUUUUACAAAUCAGGUUUUCUCUUUGAAGAAUUCGUCUUUGAGGUUUUUUUCUUUCUGCUUUGUUGGUUUGUGGUUUAACUUGCUGUGGUGGAACUAUUAACCUCUUAAUUGCUCACCUUUACAACCUCUUGUUAUUAAAGAAUGCCCUGAAGCUUGAAUUCCUCUGUUUCAAAUAAAGUCAGCUGUAUUCUUAUGGA